Molecule: messenger RNA, 1529 nt
Organism: Cuscuta campestris
Lineage: Eukaryota; Viridiplantae; Streptophyta; Magnoliopsida; Solanales; Convolvulaceae
Source: the annotation of a GenBank genome assembly
CUAAACUCAAUCUUCUUCAAUCUCCUUGCAUAUUUUAUCCUCUCUAACAUUUUCUUUGAAAUUUCUUCAUCACCAUGGGCAAAGACAAGAGUAGGGCUGCUACCUCCGGGAAAUCGAAGUCUAAAUCCCGGGCACCGUCCACAACCUCCGAGGAACGCCUCUACUACGGCGAUGGGUCGUACCUCUGGUUCGAUUCCGAGGAGGAGCGCACCCGAUUUCUCACCUUUUUCUCUAAACGGGUUGUGGCUCCCCCACGGAUCAUCCCGGAGCGCUACCCAGAGUUGCAGGGCUACGAUGACCUCGACGCGCAGCUUCAUCAAGCCGGCCUUUGGCCGUUCGUCUCCCGGGCACGAAAGGAGAUCAACCCGGCGCUGAUCCGAGCCUUCUACUCCAACCUCCGGCGUGAGGACGACGUGCUCUACUCACUUGUCAAGAGCACGCCGAUCGAGCUCACCGUGGAGCAGCUUGGGCGCAUCGCCGGCCUCCCCUUCCAAGGCGACGAUGUGUCUCACUAUGGUGGAGAGGAUUGGGUGCUCAACAACGAGGGCCUUAUCCUCAACGAGCUUGGCAUCGCCGAGCUCAAACGCCAUGCCUCGGGACGCCCAACCAUCCACUCCGCCAACCCCGAAGGCCGCCUCGCCCUCUACAUCGUCUCCCGGAUCCUCAAACCGAGGAAGCACAGCCACACCAUCAUGCACGGGGAAGACCUCAAGCUCAUCCAUGCGAUCAUGCAUUCGGCCCCAAUCAAUUGGGCAAAGUUUGUCAUGAUCAACAUGACGAUCGCCGCGUCCACCGACCACGAUCACCUCCUCCCGUACCCGUUUUUGGUGAUGGACAUCCUUGAACGGUUCAAGGUAACCACCACCGUUGGCCCGCUCACGAAGGCCACGAAGAUUUGGACAAUCAGCAACCAAACCUUCCUCAAGCGGUCGGACAACGCCGCGGCUGCCACUGCCGAGCCACGCCGCACUGCCCCUACCGCUGGCCCAGCCGAACCCCAGGCCCGGGCCAACCUUGCCUCCAUCGCCGACUCCCUCAACCGGCUCCACCUCAAAGUUGACGGGAUGGGUGGCUACCUUGAACGGCUCGACGUGGCUGUUCAACGCCAAGGAUACGCGAUGAACUCGUACUUCCAAGGCAUCAACUACGUCCCCCCACCUGAGAAUGACUUCAUUUGUGGAGAUGUUCUUGAGAGAUGCCAUGUCCUUGCAGAAUUCCAAGGAAUAACCUUUAUCACAAAACUGACUUAUGCUAAGAAGGUUAUAAUUGAGACCUUCUACAUAAGAAACAGCUUGGAUGGUUAGUCCCUUGUACACCAGAUUUCCUAGCCCUUUGGUAAGACCAAAAUCAUUGCUUCCUCCAAAAGUAACUCUUGGACCAUCAUAGGGAAUUAGAUUGCUCAAAAGGCUCGCAUCACCCGUCAUGUGUCUUGAACAGCCACUGUCUAAGUACCAGACACCUGGGUACUUAGCGGCUUCCUGUAUUAGGAGGAGGAAGAUUUUGGUACCCAAUUAAGUUUGGGUCCAGAG